AUGUUACGAUUAUCCUAUUUGGUUGGAUAUUAUAUAUUUUUUGCAUCAAUAAUUUGUACCUUGGAUAUUCAAGACAAGAUGAUAAAUACUGUUACUUUACUUCAACUACUUCAAGUUUAUCGAUUACGUACAAAAGAACGAAUUUACGAAUACAUCAUCAAUUAUAUUGACAAAGUAAAAGCUUCUAAUAUUCAAAUACCACCAACUUGUCUUUGUCAAAAUUCCGAUUCAAAAGAUGGCUGGUGUGAAUCAUGUGGAACUGGUAUGGUUCCUGGUGUAAUACUUCCUCCUUGGACUAGUGGACAUCCGGAAAUCAACAAGAUUAUUUUUAAUUCCCAACUUGAAUCUAAACAUAU
Racocetra fulgida is the source of this 356-nucleotide messenger RNA. NCBI's taxonomy places the organism in Eukaryota, Fungi, Glomeromycota, Glomeromycetes, Diversisporales, Gigasporaceae. The record is from the annotation of a GenBank genome assembly.